GCGCAAAAUACACAGAUUUUGCUAUUUAUAUUUUUUAAAGCCAUUCUCUCGAACCCUUAUCUUUCUCUUUCUCUUUCUCCCUCUGUAUCAAAUCUCUCUCUCAAAGCCUGUGUUCGUCUAGGGUUUCGAUUCGAUUCAACAACCAUGUUUCAAGCUCCGAACAGAUCGAGCAAACCGACUCACGGUGGUAACGAUUCGGAAUAUCCCGUACCACCUUCCAACAAUUUAUGGGUUGGAAAUCUCUCUCCCGAUGUCACAGAUCUCGAUUUGAUGAAUCUCUUCUCCAGACACGGUUCAGUCGAUAGCGUAACCCCUUACGCUUCGAGGAGUUACGCUUUUGUCUACUACAAGCGAAUCGAGGAUGCUAAGGCUGCCAAGCAGGCCCUCCAAGGGACGAUUUUGCGUGGAAAUUCUUUGAAGAUUCAGUUUGCGAGACCGGCUAAACCAUGCAAAAGUUUGUGGGUUAGUGGAAUCGGCCCAUCCAUUACGAAGGAAAUUUUGGAAGAAGAGUUUCUCAAAUUUGGUAAAAUUGAGGAGUUCAAGUUCCUCAGGGACCGUAAUACUGCAUAUGUUGAUUACCUUAGAUUGGAAGAUGCUUUUCAAGCAUUAAAAAGUAUGAAUGGGAAGCAAAUAGGCAGUGACCAGAUACGUGUUGAUUUCCUCAGAUCACAGACUUCAAGAAGAGAACAAGGGGCUGAUUACCAUGAUGCAAGGGAAGGACAGUUUCUUAGCCGGAGAAUGGGCCCUUCUGAUUCACCAUGGAUGCCACAAGACACCAUUAGAAACUAUUCUGAGCCUAUGCAUUCUGGGUCCAAAAGACAACUGCAUUCUCAAUCUUCUGGAGGGCCAAAGGGCGAUGGACAGCCAAGCAAUAUAUUGUGGAUAGGUUACCCUCCUCCUGUUCAUGUUGAUGAGCAGAUGUUGCACAAUGCGAUGAUUUUAUUUGGUGAGAUCGAGUCAAUUAGAAGUUUUCCUUUGAUGCACUACUCGUUAGUUGAAUUCAGAAGUGUUGAUGAGGCACGGCGUGCCAAAGAAGGGUUACAAGGUCGUCUUUUCAAUGAUUCGAGGAUAUCGAUUAUGUAUUCGGACAGUGGUCUUGCUCCUAGCCAAGAUUACCCUGGAUUUCACCCGGGAAUCAAAGGGCCAAGGCCGGAUAUGUUUUUUAAUGAACCUCCAUUUCGACCUGCACAUAUGGACAUGUUUCAUCAUAAUCUUCCGAUGGUUGCAAAUACACUUUCUGGACCUGCACCAUCUAGUGGUAUUCUCGGUCCUAAUAUGCUGAUGAGGCCUUUUGGUCCUCAAGGUAACUUUGAACCUCUACUUUCAGGACCAGAAUUCAAUGAUUUGACUGCACUGCAUAAACGGCCGGAUGCUAAUCCCAAUGGUCUGAUGGGUGGUCCAAAUUGGAGAAGAUUGUCUCCUGCACCUGGGAUGCUUCCAUCUCCUUCAUCGGGCAUGAAGCGACCAAUCAGACCUGUGUCUGGUGCAUGGGAUGUAUUUGAUGCAAAUCAACUUCAAAGGGAAUCCAAGCGGGCAAGGAUUGAUACAGUUUUUCCUGUUUAUGAUUCUUCUUUUCCUUCAAAGAAAAUGGAUGAUCAGGGCUUGGGGUUGGACCGAUUACAUGGGCUUCGCCCGCAAGUUGAUGGAGGUGCUUCAGGUUCAGAGGUCAAUGUUCAAGAGAAGAAUAUCUUUAGUCCACCAGAAGUAAGGAUCAAAACUGUUGGAAAUGAUCACGUCCAUCCGGAUCAUGAUUACAUAUGGCGUGGUGUUAUUGCCAAGGGUGGAACCCCUGUUUGUUGUGCUCGUUGUGUCCCUCUUGGGAGAGGCAUUGAGUCUGAGAUUCCUGACGUGGUCAAUUGCUCAGCCCGAACAGGCCUUGACAUGUUAACAAAACAUUAUUCUGAUGCCAUUGGAUAUGAUAUUGUCUUCUUUCUGCCUGAUAGUGAAGAGGAUUUUGCUUCGUACACUGAGUUUCUGCGUUAUUUAGGGGCAAAAGGCCGGGCUGGGGUGGCCAAGUUUGAGGAUGGGACCACCUUAUUUUUGGUGCCUCCGUCAGAUUUCCUCUCUAAUGUGCUAAAUGUUGCGGGUCCUGAACGCCUUUAUGGGGUGGUCCUGAAGUUCGCACAACAUUCCCCUAGUAGUACAUCCAUGCAGCCACAGUCCUUCCCGUCUCACUACAUGGAUGGACAUCAGAUUCCUUCUCAAAAUGAGUACAGUGGCUUGCCUCGGGAGGAAAAUGUUUUGCAGAUGGAUUAUAGUAGUGCGUUACACGAGGACUCAUUGCCUCCUAGAAAUCAGCUUGCACCUUCUAUUACUGCCUCGCUUCCCAUGCAACCAGCCUCAGGAAAUACUGCAGCAGUGUCUCAAGCUGGAGUUAGUUUGACUCCUGAGCUUAUUGCCACUCUAGCAUCCUUACUUCCAGCCACUGCAAAAUCUUCUGGUUCAGAAGCUGCCCAACAACCACUAGGAUCGUCCUCGAUGAGACCUUCAAUGCCUGCUAGCACUGAAUUGGAAAGGGGACUUCUGCAACAAGGUCCUCAGCAGACUGGUCAUCCAUUGCAUCAAGUGGAGCAUCAAUUUAAUCUCCAGAGACAACUUCCCCAGGUUCAGACUUACGCAACUGGCUUGAACACAUCAAGCAAUUCUCCACUGGGGGUUACUGGAAACUCCCAAGUUCAAGAUCCUGCAUUUCACCUGCCACAAGGUGCAGUUUCUUCUAGGCCACUGAAUAUGUUAGGAAACCCUUCACAGAGUGGACAACUUUCUGUUUCCCCACAGGUUGACUGGCAACGUCAGUACGAAGUUCCUCAGAUUACUCAGACGGGCUUUGGGAUGGCACAUGGAACAGAUUCUCUUGGUUCAUAUGGUUCAUCUAUCUAUCAGCAACCUGCAAACUCUGUUUCAUUGUCUAAUCAGGUUCAUGGUAGUAAUGUUACUCAGCAGCCCCAUACUGCAUUGCCGCAGGGUGCUGAUAUAUCUGAGCUUUCGAAUCAGGUUCUGCAGCUUCAGCCUGCCCUUUAUGGAGCAAGUCAGGGAACAUCAGAGGUUGAGGUUGAUAAGAAUCAGAGGUACCAGUCAACGCUGCAGUUCGCAGCUAACCUCCUCCUCCAGAUACAGCAGAAGCAGCAGCAACAGCAACAGCAACAGCAACAACCAAGCACUCAAGCAGGGCAAGGGUCCGUUAAUCAUUAAUGAUAUUUCCGUCAACCAGUUCGUGUGAUAUUUAGAAAACUUUGAAUAAGGUUGGUGAGAUGAACAAGUUACUCCGGUUUGGAUACAUAACCUCAUAUUGAGAACUUUAUCCAAAUGGCAUUAAAAUUGAAUUGUCGUUUCAUUAAGUUUUCUGAUGAUAUAAGGUGCAGAGGAGGGAAUAAAUGAUCUCUUGAUUUCUUAUUGGAUAUUGUUUGUGGAAUUAAGUUUGGCAUGGAAGGUUUAAAGCAUUUGGUUACAUGGGGAUUCAAAGGUUGGUUGACAGAAAUUGAAGAAUGCUUAUUGGAGGUGGAAAAUUGGCCUCUUUUGGGAUCUGAUUUAUUCUUGGCAUUUUGGAUUGUGAUCCCUUUGGAAGAGUAGAGUGUAGGAGUUUAGCCUUGCUGGUUUGUCUUUGAUAGUGGUUUCAUGGCUAGGGAAAACCAGAGUUAGGUUGUUGGAAUUCAUUUUUUUGCAGUUUUAGCCACUUAUGCUGGAAUUUCUUUUUUCUCAACAUGCUUUAAUCGGUUUAUAGGUCGGUUCUUAGUUGUUGUGGAUAAUUUUCGGCUUAGAAAAAAACUACUUACAUUUGGUUGAAGCCUUUGUUGCUAGUUCUGGUAUGUCAUCUACUAGAUCUCUCACAAGGAUGUGUCAGUUGCGUAGAGGGUAGGUUGGGGUAUUCUCUAUAUUGUAGAAUAUUUCGAAGUUUGUUUCGCUGCAAUAUGUUGAGAUAUACUUGGUGUUUCCUUUCAAGUUGAAGCAUUUAGGCUUGGUGAUUCUCAAAAUCUAGAAUUUAGGAGAUACUGCUAUGGAACUUACUUCAUAGACAUGUACAUUUGUGUUUAUCCCUACAAAUCACAGACCACGUGCUUAUGUUUUGUUUUUUUUUGUUUUUGCUUUUUACCUUUUCCUUUUCCUUUUUGUGGUUGUGCUUGUUGUAAUGCUAAAACUGGAUCAGUUAAUUUUUAUGAAUAGAAUUCACAGUUAUUUUAGCCACAUAGGCUUCUUUACUGGAUCUGGCGCCAUCUGGUAGCAUAGGCUUCUUUACUGGAUCUGGCAACGUAGCAACAUAGGCUUGUUACAAAACACUCUUGCUAUUUCUCUUGGUGAUCUAAUGGCAGUCAUAGCUCCAUCGUGCGUGUCAUUUAUUGCAUCAAUACCCUUUUGUCACAUCUGUUUUCUCUUAUACUCACCAUAUCAUAUCUAUAGGCACCCUAUCGUAAUUGUUUUUUUAGAUUUAUAAAAAUCAUACUAAGAUCACUCCUCUUCACACUGUAAAUUUCUAUUGGUCUUCCUAAAAAAAUUGCUUCCAUAGUAGAUCUUUCGGGUGUAAAUUCAAACUGAUUUUCUGGCACUGUUGUUGCAAUUCUUAAGCGCACUUUGUUUAAUCUACACCCGUCACACAUGAGCUACUACCCAUAUUUACAAGUAAAAAAUCUAGUGAAUCUAGGACUGAUGAAGUAUCAUAUCAAAUUAUCAAUUUAUGCUAAUAUUGUAUUAGGUCAAUUAUCUUUUUAACUGUAAAAAGAAUUUGGUUCUUCUUUUGUGUAUAUAUAAUUAUAUUAAAAAAUAAAUAAUGCCCAAUUAAUUCCUAUUAAUGGGUGUUUGGGAGGGGUUGGAUUGGGUACAUACCUAACUUUUGGCAUAAAUGCACUAAGUGGAUGUCCUCAAACUUGAAUUCAUAAGGCUUUGGCCUUUAUCAUAGACCUUGAUUUCGCUACGAAUAUAGGGAACUCGGAAUAGCGGAGAUUGGUUCGUAUUUCGCUUCCAAAGUUAGUCGUCUUUGCCCAAGUGUGAAUUGCAGAUGACUCUACGGCGCCGUGUUUUAAAAAGCUCUAGGCGCACAAAGGCGAUAAGGUCUCCUAUAGCCUAAGUGCGAGGCGUGAGGAGAGGUGUGCGCCUCACUAAAGUGAGGCGCAAGUUGUAGAAUAUAAGCAAAAUUUUAAAGUAGGUAAAGUUUUCAACAUAAACAUAACAUUUUAAAGUAGGCAAAUAAUCUUUAAACAUAAUAUUCAAUCUUCUAAAAAUCACAAAUAUAUUAUCCAACAAAAGAAGAAAAGGUUAAUAAAGAUCCACCUUUUUGCAUGCACAAGCAUAAAAAGAAAGAAAGAAAGAAAAAGAAGCAGAGAGAGAACCACGAGCAGCGAAGAAGGACAACCUAGCGAAAGAAAUGGGGAACAGUGGCUGUAGCAGAAAAAGAAAGAAAAAAAGAGGGAGAGAGAGAACUAGGACCAGCGAAGAGAGAGAGAACUAGGACCAGCGAAGAAGAAGGAGAACACUACGAAGAAGAAGAAGAAGAAGAAGAAGAAGAAGAAGAAGAUAAGAAGAAGGAGAAGGAGAAGGAGAAGAGAAGAACUUGAAGAAGACAAAUGUCGAUCUUUCUCUUUUCCAUGCAAUGUCGAUUGAUUUUUUUAAUUGAUCUCCGCCUAGGUUUUUUUUUUUUUUAUAAUUUUUUUUUUAUCACUUUCUGAUCACGUUUGGCCUUUUAUAUUGAAGGGUUAUAAUUCCCUGUGGGUAUGCACACAGAAAAAUCGCUUAAUCAACAGUUUGAGUAAAAAAAUACAUGAGGCGCAUAAAGCCCACACCUUGCACCUUAGAAUAAAGCCCUCACCCCAGCACCUUUCGUGCCCCUUCCAUUCCUUGCCUCGCCUCGAUCUGUUCGAGGCAUAGGGCUGUGCCUCAUUGCACCUUGAGCUUAGGCGCAUGCCUAAGCGCGCUUUUUAAAACACUUCCGGUGGUUCCAUUCCUUCUUACUGUACUUUUGGGUCAACCCAACCUGAAUGGGAAGAAGAGGGUCAGCCAAACAGCGGGCAGCUCCACUUUGUACGUUUGCUGAGCACAGAGCAAUCAAGCAUUUUAGACAAAGGAAGGGAAUUUCUCACCGAAGGAGGCAGUAAGAUAGAAUGUUAGUUUAAAGUCCAUUUGGGUAGAUAAUAUGGCUUGACAAUGUCGAGCUAAAGACUAUUACGAAGUAAAUAUAGGGUCUGUCUCAGCCUUGACUAUGGAAUUAGUUUUCCUCGUGACUAUCUUUCCCCUGAAUCCUGGUUGGCUGCAAUAUUUUGAGCUAGGGAUCCUACAAUUCCCUAUGAAGCUCCCUGACAACCCCUUCAAUCUAUCUUCAUCUUGGCUGGCAGCCUAGGUUGAGCCCGCAUACCUUUAUUUCCCUCUACUUCAUAUCUAAAUAAAGAAUUGUCUAUAAUAGAAAACAACUCAGUAACAUUAUAUGCCGUGUGACAACUAUGCAUGGAAAGCAUUAACCUAUAGAGCUUAUGCCAUUAAAAUAGGUAGGUUCUUUUUGAUGACAAGGUCGGCAAUAACAUAUGCCACAUUCUAUGUUUAAAUUGCCAUUCAUUAAGUAUUUUUUUAAAAAUUUAUUUCCGCAUAAUAACUCAGACAAUAUAGAUUGCCGUGGAUGUAAGGGCUUUUGAACUUAUUCAUAUACAUUUUCUAACUGUCUUGUUUUAGGCCUUAAUUGCAUUAAUGUUCAAGCCCCUCCAAUUAUAGGAAUUAUUUAUCCUAUAAUGCGAUUAAGGCCUAAAACAAGACAAUCAGAAAAUAUAUAUGAAUAAGUUCAAAAGCCCUUACAUCCGCGGCAAUCUGUAUUUUCUGAGUUAUUAUGUGGAAAUAAAUUUAAAAAGAUGUUUUUUGUCAUUUGCUCAAUGAAUGGCAAAGUUAUUAUGUGGAAAUAAAAUAUAUAGAAUGUGGCAUAUGUUAUUGCCGACCUUGUCAUUAAAAAGAUGUUCGUAAUUACUUGGAAUUGAUAUGUUGAUCAUUCAUAAUGCGAGUUUGAUUUUGUUUUGUGUCAUUUACUUUGUCAAGUCAAUAGAUGUUACAACAUUUUUUUGGUUGUCCUCUGGAUUAACAUAGCUGUCAUCGUGUCUG
This is a messenger RNA of Camellia sinensis, 7068 nucleotides long. RefSeq names its product RNA binding protein (gene FPA). The record is from RefSeq and is a predicted model, not a curated record. NCBI's taxonomy places the organism in Eukaryota, Viridiplantae, Streptophyta, Magnoliopsida, Ericales, Theaceae. Gene Ontology annotation, molecular function: RNA binding.